Messenger RNA from Micropterus salmoides (largemouth bass), 5630 nucleotides. Its product is annotated as glypican-5-like. Gene Ontology annotation, cellular component: plasma membrane; extracellular region; cell surface. The coding region runs from base 1256 to 3148 and encodes 630 amino acids. NCBI's taxonomy places the organism in Eukaryota, Metazoa, Chordata, Actinopteri, Centrarchiformes, Centrarchidae. The record is from RefSeq and is a predicted model, not a curated record. The transcript has 11 exons. Gene Ontology annotation, biological process: cell migration; regulation of protein localization to membrane; positive regulation of canonical Wnt signaling pathway.
GGUGUAACUGAUUUCACUCUUUUGAGAGACUGCAGUAUCUUCCUUUGAUGAACCGAUUAGUCGCGUUAGAUUGUGCCGUGGGUGAAAAAAACAAGCAAGCAAACAGCAGUCUACACCACCUGCAGAGUCCUCGCACAUAGUAAUAGUUGCCCUUUUAAAGGUUAAGCAGUCCAUCAAGUCCCAAACAGUCAACAAGUUCCAAACGGAUUUGGUUGUCUUAGCCAUGCUAAAUUACCUAGGUAGCGAAGCAACGUUAAUCACUUGCUUCUAGAUUAACCUGAACGUUAUGGUCAAACCUAGUUUGUAGAAGUAAAACGUCGAAAAAAAUCGUCUUUUUGUGAAAUUGUUAACAAAAGAAAUGUACACUUCUGAUACUGAUUGCAUUGACACUGAUGUAAAGUAUGGAUUUUACGCCUCAACGAACCUCUACCAAGCUGUAGCAAAUUAACGUAAAAGUUAGCCAGAUGUGAGGAUUAUUGGUUAAGACCAACGGCCCUGGUUAAACCAAUACGAUAGACUGUAGGCCUCGGCCUAUAUAAAUAUACCUUUAUACAGUCAAUGGUUACGCCCCUAUAAGUUAGUGGAAAUCAUGUAACAUACCACAAUAAGUGCAUAUAAUUAUCCGAGAAGUCUGCACAUUAUGUGAACGUUGUAGUUAUUUUAUUUAGGAGCUGUUUAAAAAGUGAAAAACUGCUAUGACCCAAAGUGACCAGUGGGUGGCACCAAUGCUCCACCUUCAAACCGUAUUUUCCUCUACACUUAACUCAGCAUUCAGUCAAGUCUUAGUCUUAUCUAUAGAAGCAGCUGUUGUAAACUAUGUAUGAGAGAGCUAUAACAAAAUAAAUAAAAAAUAAAAACCAAACCCAAUACGUAAAAAGCUGAUUUAAUGGCACAUAACUUAGUGAAUUGCCUUUUUUUUCUGUAUGCUUGUUAUGACAUUUAUGGUCUUAUUGUUUUAUCAGCUUCUUAACCGUAAUAAGUUAUUAUCAACAUUACGAUAGUUACUGUAUAGUAGACACACGUUCUCAAACAAAAUAGUAUUUUGAAAGUAUGUUGAGUGCACAUGUCAAUUAGGUAGGCUAAUUGAGCUGGAGUGAGUGAGAGAGUCAGGGAGAGAGGAGGGCGCCGAGUCUGACUGUGGGCUCCAGACAGACUUACUGGCUGCAGAUGAAGUUUUCAGUCACACUGCACCGUGGGACCUUUAUGAUUUCAUAUUAACCGCCCAGACUCUCUAUCUCCUGACUGAGAUGUUGCGAUGUUCCGUGCAGCCUUACAAAACGUGGACUUGUUUUGGCUGAUUUUGUUUUAUUUUGUUUUUCUACCGGAGACUGGCUGUAGAUCAGCCGAUGUGGACAGCUGUCAUGAGGUGAAGACAGCCUACAUGAUGCGCCAAAUAGGCCCGGUGGAGCUGGUGCCAGACAGGCCGGGAACAGAUGAGUCUCUCCGAGUGUGUGAGCACCCUGGGCCCAGCUGCUGUACCAGCAAGAUGGAGGACAGCUACAUGGCGGCUGUUCGCAGUGAGACUCAGCAAAAGAUGCGAUCCUACAGCUUUGAACUCAAGUACCUGAUUGCUGGACACACCAAAGCCUACCAGGAGACCUUUGGGUCACUCGUGUCAUUCACAUCUAACCUGACCAGCACUCUGUUCGACAGUGCCUACUCUGCUCUGGCGUCCGACUGUCGGCCCCAUGUGUUUCAGCUGUUCAGCAACAUCAAACGCCACCUUUCUGGAGACUCUAAUUCCUCAUUGGAGAACAGUGUGCGUAGGUUCUACAAUGACCUUUUCCCGCUGGUCUACCGCCGCCUGCUCAACCCUGGUAUCGGCCACAUGUCACCCCAGUCCUUUCAUCCCCCCUCCACCAAUCACGACGAUUGCCUCCGGAUGACGCGGCAGGAUGUCAGCCCAUUCGGACCCCAUCCUCGCCUCCUGGUCCACAGCUUGUCCCGUGCGCUCGGGGCGGGCCGAGCACUGAGCCGACUGCUGAAGCUGGCGGGAGAGGUUGUGAAUGCAACCGAGAAGGCAACGUUAUCCAGAGAGUGUGGGCGAGGCUUAGUGAGGAUGCAGUACUGUUCCCACUGCAGAGGCCUGACACUGAUACGGCCCUGUACCGGACUGUGUAUCAACAUUAUGAGAGGAUGUCUGGUGGGAGUAUCAGAGCUUGGCACCCCCUGGGGGAGUUUGGUGUUGUUGCUGCAACGGUUAGCUGCUACUUUAGCAACCAGCAGCAACCACAACAGCCUGGAGCUGGCUCUGUUAGCAGUCCGAAAUCAUGUGAAUGAUGCUAUACUGCACGCUCAGCUGCACGGGCCACGCAUUACAGCCACAGUAGAGAAGGUGUGUGGAUCCCAGGGAACUGGUCCCGUGAUGCCAAGUGCAAGUCCCACCACCUCGCAUAGUACAAUCUCUGUGAGUCCUGCUACGUCAGUAACCUCGGACAGGUCACCUGUAACAUUGCCUCCCGCAGUGGGUCAUCAGCAUCUGCAGCUGCAAUCCCGGAGGUCAGUCCUUAAAGGUUCCAGAGGAGACAAGAGUCGCAGCCUGAAAAAACUAUCAAGGGAGUUUGAGGGUUCUAUCCAGCGGUACCAGUGGUUUUUCUCUGAGCUGCCAGAGAUGCUUUGUGAAAGUGAGAUGGAGGUCGAGCAGCAUACAUGCUGGAGUGGCCAAGACGUUGUAGAGAGUUAUGCAGGUCGUGUGGUGGGCAGCAGUUUAAAAGCCCAAAGGGAGAACCCAGAGAUGACGGCCCGUAAUACAGAUCCUGUCCUGAAGGGGGCGAAACAGCGGCUGGAGCAGCUAACACAGGAGCUGUUAGUGGAGCUCGGCUGGGCAAGUAAAACCAGAGGAAAGUUGGAGGAAGAGGAGGGAGGGAGCGCGCAGACAGAGAGAGGCAGCGGAGAUGACUGUGAUGAUGAAGAUGGCUGUGAAGCAUCUGGUGAGGAGAACGGUGAUGAGACAAAUGAUAUGUCCAGUGGUCACAGUCCAGCAGCAAAGGACAAGGCUCUUGUUCCUCCUCCUCGUCGCCCCAUUCCUCCUCAUCACCUCUCACCUCCACAGGUGGCUGUUCAUGGCUCAGCGCACACGUUGUCCGUUGAAUCGCUACCUUUGACCCUGGUGGCCCUGCUGCUCCUACUGCCAUGGGAACACCGCUGAGCAUCCAGAGAUGGUCCGUGAGACUUACAGAGGCAAAAAGACUGAGAGACCACCAUAUAUGCUUUGUGGUGAAGUUGAGUAUUUGGAGUUUUUGUAAGCACUCUGACUGUUUUUGUUUCGAGUUGCCCGGCAGGUGGGACGAGCUGUUGAUUCAUCACAGUUGUGCAUUUUUAUGUUGCCUGUACUGACCUCUACAUGUGUUUGUUUAUUUGUAUUUAACUCUGAUAGGAUAGGUUGCAAAGCACUACUGACUUUUUUGAAGAGAGAUGUAUAUACAAAUAUAUAUAUUAUAUAUUUAUAUAAAGAAUUUCUAUAGAUAACAAUGGCUUGAUGUGUAAAUAGAGAUUAAUAUAGAACAGAGCAGACUGACUUGAACAUGAAGGGAUGUUUGGUUUGGUUUGACCUUUACAUCAUGUAUCCCCUACAGAGAGUAAGAUCCUUGACAGCUAUAGUUCAGGCUGAAGGCAUUCACUGUAGCAGUAGUGAACUUAAAUUGACGGCACACUUGUUAGGACUUAUUAAUGUUGGAGAACUCUGCACAGAGAGCUAAACAUAGGCUGGUUUUCCCAAUAGGCCAAACAACCAAUUAUGUGAUAGUUUUACAGAUGGUCAUGCAGCGUAAUGAAGAAUUUGUGCCCUGUAAGCCUAGGCAGACUGAAGCCCUUCCAACACUUCCAAUGUUUUCUUUUUUCAUACAAGCUGUGUGAUUUUUUUGUAUUUUCAAAGCCAGCUGAGUUUUAACUGUAACACAAAAUGUUAAUUCGUCCAGAAAUGACUCUUUAACAGCAGAGAUCUCUCCCAAGAAAUAUGUGUGUAUUUUGUCAUUUCUAGGCAUAUAAUACAUUUUACGGCCUUGGUAGUUGUGGGAGAAGAUGUUUCUCUUCUCAAAGUGUACAGUGUGCAUAGGUGUAAUCAUGUAACGGCUUCUAUUUCAACUUCAAUUUCACUUGUAAGCUGCCAUAGCCAUCCUUGGCAGAAAGCUUAAAAAUGAGCAUAUCCUAAACAAUAAAAAGCACCUAAUAAAAGAAAAUACUAAUUAUGGACCACGUUUAAGAGCAAAGCCUGAACAAUGGAUUAUUUGACAUCUCAUUAUCAUAUCAUAUCAUUUAUCAUAUCGUUGAACUGUCACAGUGAUUUCUAAGGCUGGCUGGUCUCCAAAUGUAUUAAUUAAUACUCCUGCAGUGAAAUAAUACAUAAGACUCUAAGAAUUCAGCAAAAUACUAUAUAAGUAGAACUUGUCUAACUCUGAUACAUGUGUUAUCAGCUUGUCUCCGUAUCUAGUAAAGACAAGAGAUGGAGUAUCAAGAGAGUGAUCAGAGGACAGCUGAGGCCAGAUCCAAACAUGUUUCUUUUAAAUGUAAUUCAUAUUAAUUAGGAGUAUCAAGUCCUCCCGGCUCUCUGUUGAGUCUCAACAGAGAGCAGAACAGCAGGACAGACAACUGGAAUACUGAUUAAAUAAAUUCAAAAGCUGAAUGACACUGUGUGCACUUCUGUCAGUGGGUGACUUGACUUUCUUCUAAGAUCUAUCAUCAUUUUGUCUCACAUAGGUGUUGAAAAUUUCCUUCAUCACCUGAGACAGUUUAUUUAUGAAGGAAUGUGAGUGACAGAUGAGACAACUGAAGCAAUACCAUUUAGAGCCUUAGUGUGUGAGUUAUCUGGGCAGUGAGCCCAAAUACCAUGUUGGCUAGCAGGAUGCUUUACAACAUAAUCUUUUAAACAAAUUUAAGAAUUUUACCCAAAUGAGAUAAGUGAUUUUGGAUUCAAGCCAGCCCCUCCAUCUUUCACAGCCCUUGCUAAGCAACCUACAUAAACAAACCACCAAAACACACCAAUGCACAUUUUCCCAAACGUUUCCCAACAUGGGAUAAGACCAUGGUGUAUUUCAAAUUAAAUCAUCUGGAAAGUGAAGAUGAAAUUGCUAAUAUGAUGUUACAAGUCAUUCUGUGGAUGCUGACCUUCAUCUGUGAGGUACAAACUCCCAUCUGUGAAUUGCAAGUUGAAAUGUUGACAAAUCUCUGUAGUGAAUGAAGUGUGAAUCUUGUUAGUGCAUUUUUAUAUGAAAUAGAGCAAUGUUAUAUCAAGCCUAAAAAUGACAUCCUUUUGUUCCUCUCGUGCUGUGUUUUCAUAGUGGUUCUCAGCAUGUGUGUUGAGGCACACUGGUGUGCCAUGGUGUGACCUGUACUGUGUCAUUGUUAUAAAAUUAUUAAAUGUUCUUUAUCAAGGCUUAACAGAUCUUUGUGUUUAGAAAUUCUAAUUUUUGUUGUAGUAAUGAAGCAGUAUGCAUGAACACCAGGAUGCAAAAAGCAGCCACUUAGCGACAGUACUAUGGUUUUUUUUCGUCACACUGAACACCACUGCUAAUUUAAUACACUAAAACAGUGACUCUCAUGUGAAACCUAAUGUAAUACACGGUGUCCUGCUGCUCUGUUGUGUCAUUAAUCUUCAUCUUAACAUCUUCGGUAUAAUAAACUGUUUUCAAAUA